Molecule: messenger RNA, 1735 nt
Organism: Salmo salar (Atlantic salmon)
Lineage: Eukaryota; Metazoa; Chordata; Actinopteri; Salmoniformes; Salmonidae
Gene: zmynd12
Product: zinc finger, MYND-type containing 12
Molecular function (GO): protein binding
Source: RefSeq, a predicted model, not a curated record
UGAAGCGUUCAGGAAACAAAUUGUAAAAGGUUGUUCUCACCGAACAAUAGCAAAUAGGGUAAACUUUUAUUUAUUAUAUCAUGAGCUCAAUAACGAGGAGUAAAUCUCAUGUUUCGGCACUGACGUCAGCGAUAAAUCCACUUGCAAACCCAAGAGGAGCGAAAAAGCAAUGUGAACUUUGUCAAAACCAUGCGCACCUGCAAUGCACCAAAUGUCGAGUAACUUUCUACUGUGACACGGAACACCAGCAGGCUGACUGGGUAGGAAUCCAUGAGAAGAUCUGCCAGCUGCUCAUCCCCAUCCGCACCGCAACGCCCUUCUACAGCCUGCAGGCGGACAGAGACCACCACUGCACCCAGAUACUGCACAGACAAGAGGAGCUGAUUGAGAUCUCCAGGGCUGUGGCUCAGAAGAAGCUGUUUGAGGGGAAGUAUCAGGAGUCACUGCCUGCCGCCCAGCUCUCCCUGCGCUGUGCUAUGGACGUCUAUGGCCCCAGUGCUGUCCAGCUGGUCCCUGCAUACCUCCUGCUGGCGGAGGCAAACGUGGGUCUGGGCAGUCUGGCCCAGGCAGAGGGGUACCUGUCUCAGGCCGAGUGGACGGUGAUGAAGACGCCCGAGUGUAGCCAGACCGUCCGCCACCAGCUGCACCGCAACCUGGGUCGCCUCUACACCGCCACGGAAAACCUGGAGGGAGCGCUAUUGCACUUUGCCAACGACGUGUACUAUGCCAGUGAGGAGUAUGGCUUGGAUAACAUUGUCACUUGUGGUGGGUACUUUCUGAUGGCCAAUGUCUUUAUCAAGCAAGAAAAGAUGGAUAUUGCCAGUUCCUUAUACACUGAGGUAGCAAGUACAUGGCACUCUCACCUCACCAAACUUUUGGAGACUCAUACUCCAGGAUCCAUGAUGCUGGAGCACUCUUUUGAUGAAGCUCAGCAGGCGGAAGCGGACCAGAUGCUAAGGGCCAUGCUGAAGGUUCAGGAGAGUAACCCCAAGCAGGCUGCGGCCCAGAACACCCUAGUGGCCCACUCUCUGGCCAUGCUGUGGUUCCUAGGAGGAUCCCCAGACAAGGCACUGGAGUUUGGCAGGAAGGCCCUGCAGUCCAGCCAGCUGGUCCCAGACCAUAGCCUGACAGAGCACAUCCAGAGCCUGCUGCAGCUGGCAGCAGAGAGAGGCCCACACCUUACCAUCGCAAGCUGACUGCCCGCCUGCCUGACCGCCUGUCUUCUUGACUGCCUGUCCAUCCACCAGCCGGCUACCUCCUCAGCUCAACACAAAAGAAGCACGCUCUAUACAUGAAAAAAAUGGGCCAUAGUAGAAUCAUUACAGAAUAAAAGAUGCUGUGACUUUCCAUGGUGACUUCUGAUAGGAUGUGACUGAACAGUAAGGAUGUCAUACCGGUAUGUGUGUUUUUGAGUUUAGAAUACCAAAGACCCAUGAUGCAGACAUGUUGGGAGAGGUACAUUUCAGGUUCAGGCUCAUAUAUGUCCACACUUGAGACAUCUUCUAUUCCCAUUUGUGGGUAUUAAGUAUGCAAUUACACUAUUGCCAUGUAGUUUCUAAAUAAAUACCAGGUAACUGGCGGUCUGUCAAAAUUAGCGUCACCCCGUUUUCAUUAAUAAGAUAAUGCUGACAUCUCAUUGUACGUGACUGAAACUUUAUUUGAAUAGUGACAGAACACAUGUCUGUUUUGAAUAAUGACUCAUUUUAUUUGAAUAAAAAAAAGAGAGUUGUCUACA